Messenger RNA from Adineta steineri, 531 nucleotides. The record is from the annotation of a GenBank genome assembly. NCBI's taxonomy places the organism in Eukaryota, Metazoa, Rotifera, Eurotatoria, Adinetida, Adinetidae.
AUGCCGACAAAUAUCUUCGUAUCAAGUGCAAUUGAUUUGACACUUGAUCUUUCGAUAAAAUCAUUAUCGUCAUCAUCGAAACGAGCAAUGUCAACCGUGGAAAAUACUUCAGCAUCAUUAACAACUUCUGAUCCUGGUGGUGGUGAAGGUGGUAAUUCAACAACAGAUAUCGAUGAAAUAAAAGUAUUUGAAUGUGAAAAACAUGAAGAAGAUAUGGAUAUUGAUGGAGAUGACAAUAGUGAUCGGCUUUCACCUGUUAUUAAGGACGAAAUAGAAUCAUCACCCCAGCAAAUAUCAGCAGCAGCAGCGAUAAAUCUUUCCGAUCGUUUAAACAGUGAACAACAAACUCAUAGUUUCUUUCCAUAUUUUAUAUCGCCAUAUUAUCAUGCUAAUAAUACAAUUCCAUCAUUUGACAAAAUGGCUUCAUUAGAAUCAUUAUCAAAAUUUAUGUCACCACCACCAGCUCACAUAACUAAUUCCAAUAUAUGUACUGAUCAAACUACAGGUAAAGUAAAUCAGUCUAUUAUUUAG